AUGCCUGGAAUUAGUAUUGUGGCGUUAUUUUCCGCAGACUCUGCUAUGGUGUUAAAUUUGUAUUGGAUCUUCAGUGACGCCACUAUAGUUUCAAUCGAAAUAGAUGAACUAAUGCGUGCACUGCUCGUUCUGAUGUCUUUCCGCAGCAUUGUGCGUGAUGUAAGGGAUGGCUUUGGGAGCUUGUCUCGAAGAGGGUUUGAGGUGAAGCUUCUUGGCCACCGCAGAGGGAGAUCUCAUGGCGCUGUCCAUGAGCUGCAUGAUCCAGCCCCGGUGAUCCAGAGCAGUUGUUGGGCUAAUUUGCCCCCAGAAUUGCUUCGGGAUGUGAUUGAGAGGUUGGAGGCCAGUGAAGCCACUUGGCCUAACAGGAAGAAUGUAGUCUCUUGUGCAGCUGUUUGCCGAACCUGGAGAGAGAUCUGCAAAGAGAUUGUUAAGAAUCCAGAGUUUUCUGGAAAAAUCACUUUUCCUGUGUCCUUAAAGCAGCCUGGGCCUCGAGAUGUAACCAUCCAGUGCUUCAUCAAAAGGGAUAAAUCUACUCAAACUUACUACUUGUAUCUGUGCCUUAGCACAGCUGUGCUUGUUGAAAGUGGCAAGUUCCUCCUAUGCGCGAAACGAACCUCCCGUCCAACUUGUACAGAAUAUACAAUAUUUAUGAAUUCUGAAAAUUUAUCUAGGUCAAGCAAAAUGUACAUUGGAAAGCUGAGGUCAAAUCUCCUCGGCACAAAGUUUGCAAUAUAUGAUACCCAGCCUCCAUGCAAUACAUCACAACCAGGGAAAACAAGCCAUAGGUUCUACUCCAGGAAGGUGUCGCCAAAGGUCUCUUCCAGGACCUACAACAUAGCACAGGUUUCAUAUGAGCUGAAUGUCUUGGGUACUCGGGGCCCUAGGCGGAUGAACUGUGUUAUGCACUCCAUCCCUGCCUCAUGCCUUGAGGCUGGUGGCACUGUUCCAUGCCAGCCGGACAGCAUCCUUGCUCGCUCCAUUGAUGAGUCAUUUGGCAGCAUUUCCUUCUCCAAGUCAUCUGUUGUGGACCAUUCUAUGCGUUUCAGCAGCACAAGAUUCUCUGAAAUCUCAAUGAGCAGCCACACGAUCAGAGACACGGCAUUGGGAGACAAUGACGAGUGCAAGGAGAGGCCAUUGAUUCUCCGUAACAAGGUCCCAAGGUGGCAUGAGCAGCUGCAGUGCUGGUGCCUCAAUUUUAGGGGCAGAGUGACAGUUGCAUCUGUCAAGAACUUCCAGCUUGUUGCCACUACGCAGCCCGCCGCUGGAGCCCCAACCCCAUCACAGGCUACCCCGGUGCCGCCGCCUGAGCAUGAAAAGGUGAUCCUGCAAUUCGGGAAGGUGGCCAAGGAUAUGUUCACAAUGGACUACCGUUAUCCACUGUCAGCCUUCCAGGCCUUUGCAAUCUGCUUGAGCAGCUUUGACACCAAGCUGGCCUGCGAAUAA
Molecule: messenger RNA, 1443 nt
Organism: Miscanthus lutarioriparius
Lineage: Eukaryota; Viridiplantae; Streptophyta; Magnoliopsida; Poales; Poaceae
Source: the annotation of a GenBank genome assembly